AUGGGUGGAUACGCUGAUGAAGUUAGUUCCUUUAAUGUGAAUACAAAUAAUACAAUUGCAUUAAAAAUGAUUCGUCAAUUAGCAUUCCGUCAAACAACUGCUUUAAGAGCUGGUCUUGUACCAGCCACUAGAUACAUUAGUACCACUCCAGCUAGAUAUUCCAUCAUUGGUAGUGCUAAGGAUGUAUUGCAUAAGGCCAACAAGAAAAUAGGUGAAGUUGCUGCUGAAGGUAUCGAAAAGACACAACAUGCCACUCCACACAGUGUUGGAGAUGCAGCACAAAAGGUUAAUAAGAAGACCGGUGAAGUGCUCGCAGAAGGUAUCGACAAGACUCAAAAGGCCACUCCUGACAGUGUUGGAGAUGCAGCACAAAAGGUUAAUAAGAAGACCGGUGAAGUGCUCGCAGAAGGUAUCGAGAAGACGCAACAAGGUAAGGAAAGACUCCGUGUGUCGCAAAAUGCUAAGGGCUACGACAGCUUACAGGAUAAAGGUAGCAAGACUGAAACAGAACAAAACCGUCCAGACGACGCUGUAUAA
Molecule: messenger RNA, 537 nt
Organism: Debaryomyces hansenii CBS767
Lineage: Eukaryota; Fungi; Ascomycota; Pichiomycetes; Serinales; Debaryomycetaceae
Exons: 1
Coding region: 1-537 (178 amino acids)
Source: RefSeq, a predicted model, not a curated record